Messenger RNA from Staurois parvus, 303 nucleotides. NCBI's taxonomy places the organism in Eukaryota, Metazoa, Chordata, Amphibia, Anura, Ranidae. The record is from the annotation of a GenBank genome assembly.
AUGUAUAUACACACAGACACAUGUACACACAUACAUGUACAUAUAUGUAGACACAUGUACAGGUACAUACACAUACACAGACACAUGUAUAUGCAUACACAGACACCCACAAACGCACACAAAUGUACACACACCCCUAUAAAAAGUUGCAGUACUUCGUUGUUCACUCACAGAGCCGGGUACUGCACUCUAGGGGGAGGCAGAGAGCACAGCACACACUCCUUCCUUUGCUUUCACUGUGCUCAGCUAUUGAGCAGUCUGAUGGCUCCCAGUGCCAAUGACAGACCCGACUUGAGCUCCGAG